AUUUACUCUGGAUGAAGAUAAAAAAAUAUUGAAACACGUGGAAGAGUACGGCACUAAUAAAUGGGCACUUCUAGUGAAAAUGUUAGAUAGAUGCAGUAAUCAAGCCAGACAAAGAUACCGCACGCUAACUGCUUUCUUCAAAGAAAACCCGGACAAAACAAUCGAAGACGCACCCAGAAGACGAUUUUACAAUUUCGCUUUCGACAAAGAGUACGAUUUUGUAAGGCUCAUGGCAGAUAAAUUUAAGAACUCUCCGAACAUACCGUCUCUGCACGAAAUAGAAAAUCUUUUAUUAGAAAAUCCGAAACCAAAAUUAAAUGCUAUCUCUAAAAUGAGUCCGAGACGAAAGAGGAACAUUAUUCUAGUUAGAGAUGACUCUGAGGAGGCGGACAUCGAUAAUUUUUUGACGGAAUACUUCUCAGACAAAUUGACAGUUCCUGCCAAAAAAACAAUUCAAGACGACACAGAUUAUAUUACAUUUGCUAAAGAUGCAGUUAUGGACGCCUUAUCAGUACUACAAGCUGAGCUGCACAUACCUAUCCAUUUUAACAAAAAUCCAAAGCUGGAUGAAACCGAUAUUAGUAUUUUAAAUGCUGUGAUUUUAAAUGCCUCUUUUAAUAAAAAGAGUAAGCACUAUGUAUUAAACAGAGCUAGCUUAAAUAUAGACAGGCUGAUUUCACCUAAUCUGUAUACUGCCACAGGUAUUCGUAAUCUACUACUUAAUGAAGAAAAAUUUAGAACAAAUAUGAAGAGAGCUCAUAUUUUUGAGCAUUUAAGGGGCUCAAAAACUCAAAGUCAAGUGCAGUGGUGCAUUAAUACUUAUCUUUCCAAUUUGGAGGAAGCUGAUAAAAACGAAGUUUUAGCCGAGAGGACGUUGUUCUUUAAGCGAUUCGUUUCUCUUUUUAAGUUCCCGGCAAUUAUGACGCUACAGAAACCGUCAGACAAUAUCUUGAAGAAAUCUAAAGUGUGGAAAGCAGAUAUGGAAUUGAAAGUUCGUACGUACAAAAGAAACCCCAGCAAAGCGUAUUUAAUUCCAGAAAAAGUCCAGCUGUAUCUCAACCUAGCUGUAGUAAGGACGUAUUGGCUCCGAUACCGGCAAAACGCCUUAAAUUGGAAAGUCAUUUAGGUUUGACGUAUGUUGAAAGUGAUCCCGAUGAUCCCGAAGUGCCUGAAUCUAAUACCGGAAAACACGAAGUUCCAAGUCCUUCAAAGAUCACAGCGCUUACCGCAAGUCCAGAGAAACCACAAACUAGUCCGUCCCAAUGCCCUUUAAGAUCAAAAA
Molecule: messenger RNA, 1282 nt
Organism: Sitophilus oryzae (rice weevil)
Lineage: Eukaryota; Metazoa; Arthropoda; Insecta; Coleoptera; Curculionidae
Exons: 5
Coding region: 80-1126 (348 amino acids)
Source: RefSeq, a predicted model, not a curated record